This is a messenger RNA of Otolemur garnettii (small-eared galago), 748 nucleotides long. It is a transcript of the gene AKAP19, whose product is annotated as chromosome unknown C2orf88 homolog. Gene Ontology annotation, molecular function: protein kinase A regulatory subunit binding. The coding region runs from base 89 to 376 and encodes 95 amino acids. NCBI's taxonomy places the organism in Eukaryota, Metazoa, Chordata, Mammalia, Primates, Galagidae. The record is from RefSeq and is a predicted model, not a curated record. The transcript has a single exon.
AUCACGUGGCGGAACUCUCACUGUCUUCCAAAGAUGCUGAAGUAGUUUUUGCUACUGCUCUCCUUCAUCAGUGAACGCUCUUUACAGCAUGGGGUGUAUGAAAUCAAAGCAAACUUUCCCCUUUCCUACCCCACUGGAAGCUGAGAAGCAGCGUGACAAUGAAGUUGGCAUUAGGCCAGAAGAGAGAUCAAAGAUGGUGUCUUCAGCUGGUGUCAAACAGGAAGUGAAGGGGUCCUCGGGGACCAGUACUGUGAUUCUCGAAUAUGCACACCACCUGUCCCAGGAAAUCUUGCGUGAUGCCCUGAAGCAGUGGGCAUUCGCUAACGUCCAGUACUCUGACGUCCCCUACAUUGAAAGUGAGGAGGCUAAUGGGUGAUGACACUUUCCUGACUGGAGAUAGUUGGUGCUAGCUUAAAUACAUGAAACAAGCAAAAACUGGUGUGGAUAAGUACAAAUCGCUCCCAUCUGGAUAUAAAAACAUGUCUGUGGUAACGUUACCAGUGUAAGAAUACUGAAGAUGAAAUGCGUUUUGAGCAGUUGUAUGUUAACAGCACUUUCUCUCUGCUUGGUCUUAGAUUUCAGUCAUUUGAAGGGCUUAAUGGAGGUCCUAUGGCACCCAGUAAUGAGUGGUACACCACGGCACUUUUUCCUGAGGUAGUAAUGACAUCACCAAAGAAAAUAUUGAAGAAUAAGCAUCCAAGUUCCAAUGGUUAAAGACAUAAUUUCCCAUUAAUUUAUACCUUAAAAA